AUGUCUUCGUCGACAACAAUACGCCUGGGCAAGUCAGGCUUGAAAGUAUCCAGAAUCAUACUGGGGUGCAUGACCUACGGCGGUGGUAACUGGGCCGGGCAGAAUUGGCUGCCCGAUGAGGAAGAGGCCGUCAAGCAUAUCAAAUACGCGUAUGAUGCUGGAAUACAAACAUUCGAUACAGCCAACAUGUAUUCGAACGGAGGCUCCGAGGAGGUCCUAGGCAGGGCGAUCAAGCAGCUAAAUCUCCCUCGCGAGGAAAUUGUAGUCAUGACAAAGCCGCAAGGUGCGCUUCAGCCCGUGUCUUCAGUCGACAAAAAGAUUGACCAAAGGAAUGAAAAGCAUAUCUUCGACACCGUUAAGGCGAGCCUAAAGCGCUUGCAGUUAGACUACAUAGAUGUACUCCAAGUCCAUCGAUACCGAGAAGACUACCCGAUGGAGGAGCUGAUGGAAGCUCUCCACGAUGUGGUCAAGGCGGGAUAUGUCCGCUACAUCGGUAUGAGCGGUUGCUACGCCUGGCAGUACUAUGCCAUCAACAACCGCCUCACGCCCUUCAUCUCCAUGCAGGACCGACACAGCCUCGUCUACCGCGAGGAGGAGCGCGAGAUGUUCCCUACGCUCGAGCAUUUUGGCGUCUCCUCUAUCCCCUACCAUUCGCUGGCCCGGGGAAUUCUGUGCAGACCCUUCAGCCAGCAAGCGGCCACCAAGAGGGGCGAGGAUGCGGCUAAGCGAUCAGCCAAGUUUUUGGAGGCGAACCCGCACGUGGAAACGAUUGUGAAUCGCGUCGAAGAGAUCGCGAAGAAGCGCGAUGUGAGCAUGGCCCAAGUUGCCAUCGCCUGGGAGCUCUCGAAGAGUGUUGUCGCAGCCCCUGUUGUGGGCACCACCAAGCUGGAAAAUAUCAAGGACAUCAUCGAGGGUGUCUUCCUCAAGCUGUCUGAGGAAGAGACCAAGUACCUGGAAGAGCCGUACAGACCAAUGGACCUGAUGAUUUGAAGACGGGUGGAAGCCCUCGUCCUGGUCUCGAAACUCCGUGUGGCAUUCUCGAGCCGUGCUGCAUGAUUUUGCUGCAUUGUUUAGAUUAAGCUCAUGUACCAUUAGAUCUCGUGAACAUACCUGCAUUUUUAGGUCUGCUUUC
Molecule: messenger RNA, 1132 nt
Organism: Postia placenta MAD-698-R-SB12
Lineage: Eukaryota; Fungi; Basidiomycota; Agaricomycetes; Polyporales; Adustoporiaceae
Exons: 12
Coding region: 1-990 (329 amino acids)
Source: RefSeq, a predicted model, not a curated record